This is a messenger RNA of Caenorhabditis briggsae, 333 nucleotides long. The transcript is spliced from 2 exons. The record is from RefSeq and is a predicted model, not a curated record. NCBI's taxonomy places the organism in Eukaryota, Metazoa, Nematoda, Chromadorea, Rhabditida, Rhabditidae. The annotation marks the transcript as partial.
AUCCAAACGAGAAGGACUCUCAUUCGGCUCAUCAAUCCAAUACGUCUGCGAACCGGACAGUCUAAACGGCGCCGACGGCAAGUACAUCAUCCACAUGAACCCGAUCGUUCUAUAAUAGUUCUUCGACUCAUCAGUUCCAUCUAUCAUGAGCUUCUGUACAUGCCAUCUGAGGGAUCGGCGGUGUUCGAAAAGCAGAUAGAUGGCCAAUAUGCGUUGAACAAGAACAUGAAGUUGGGUUUCUGUGCCAACUUCUCACCAGCGUGUCUUAGCACCCAAGUGACAACUACUGCCUACUCUACCCAUAUCAUGAUUCAAUGCAAAUCUAAUAGAUAA